AUGGCUUUUACUUAUUCGCUGGGCAACUUCCGUGCCAUCUAUCUUGUGUCGCUUUGCUGCAUCGGGUCUUUUCUGUUCGCCUAUGACACUGGAAUUGUUGGUGGUGUCUUGACACUAUCGGCGUUUCAAAAUGAUUUCAGAUAUACCAAGGCUGAGGCGACAAGCAUCAACUCAAACUGUGUCUCCAUCCUUCAGGCUGGCGCGUUCUUUGGUUGUUUUCUGAUCUGGCCGUUCACUGCCCGUUACGGACGACGCAUGUCCAUCGUCCUAGCCUCGUUCAUCUUCAGCAUCGGCGGAAUCCUCCAGGUCGUCAACACACACUCCAUCGGUGCUUUCUACGCCGGUAGAGUCAUCUCCGGGUUUGGCGUGGGCGCCGCGACCGUCCUAGUGCCCAUGUAUUCCGCCGAAAUGGCACCCAAAAACAUGCGCGGUCAGCUUGGAUCCUGCUUCCAGCUAUUCUUUGCCCUUGGCGUGAUCAAUUACGCAGUUAAGACCCGUGUUCCGUCCAGCACCCUGCAAUGGCAGAUCCCUAUUGGACUCCAACUCGUUCCGGGUGGUCUCAUCGGCUUGGGCAUGCUCCUCGUCAAGGAAUCUGUCCGAUGGCUAGCAAAGCAGGGACGAAACGAAGAGGCCUUGGCCAAUCUUAUCUGGAUUCGCGGCGGUGAUAGUCCCGAGGUACAAGCCGAAUUUGAGGAGAUCCGCUCUAGUCUUGACGAGGAGUCCCGCCUUACCGAAGGCAUCUCGUGGAAAGAGCUUCUGCUGCCGGUCAAUCGGUUCCGUGUCUUCGUCGUGGUCACCAUGCAGCUCGGUGUCCAGCUUACUGGGAACACAUCUCUUGCGUAUUAUGCUCCCCAAAUCUUCGCCGCUGUCGGCGCGGGCAACUCCACUCUGCUUGUCACGGGGUUUUUCGGGGUUGUCAAAGUUGUCUCCGUAUCUUUCUUCUGCAUAUUUGUUGUCGGAAGAAUCGGGCGAAAGACAGCUUUCAUGGGCGGUGCGGCAGCGAUGGGCAUCCUAAUGCUCAUCAUUGCCAUCAUUGUUGCAAAGGCCCCGCCCACUGGUCAUAUAACCGGCUCGUCCAUCGCCGCCAUCAUCAUAGUAUACUGCGAGGCCGCAUCUUACAACUUGUCCUGGGGCCCCGUGUCUUGGCUCUAUCUGGGUGAGAUUUUCCCGACUCGCACCAGGGAGUUUGGAAUCGCAAUCGGAGCUGCUGCACAGUGGCUGUUCAACUUCAUGCUUUCACAAAUCACGCCACAUGCUAUCAAAAAUCUCGGCUGGAAGACAUUUCUUAUGUUUUCAAUCUUCAAUUUCUCUCUGGUGGUUUAUUCUUUCUUUAUACUUCGCGAGACAUCAGGUAAAUCCCUUGAAGAGAUGGAACAAGUGUUCGGGUCGAAGCAAAAUACCAUUGACGUUGAAGCUGGCCGAGUCAAAGCGGAGGAGUUGGAAGCUCAUAAAAUGGGCGCCGAUCAGAUGGUCCGCCAUGUUGAAUAA
Molecule: messenger RNA, 1488 nt
Organism: Trichoderma aggressivum f. europaeum
Lineage: Eukaryota; Fungi; Ascomycota; Sordariomycetes; Hypocreales; Hypocreaceae
Exons: 5
Coding region: 1-1488 (495 amino acids)
Biological process (GO): transmembrane transport; carbohydrate transport
Cellular component (GO): membrane
Molecular function (GO): carbohydrate:proton symporter activity
Source: RefSeq, a predicted model, not a curated record